Messenger RNA from Antechinus flavipes (yellow-footed antechinus), 4486 nucleotides. RefSeq names its product BRF1 RNA polymerase III transcription initiation factor subunit (gene BRF1). Gene Ontology annotation, molecular function: TBP-class protein binding; RNA polymerase III type 3 promoter sequence-specific DNA binding; RNA polymerase III general transcription initiation factor activity. Gene Ontology annotation, cellular component: nucleus; transcription factor TFIIIB complex; transcription preinitiation complex. Gene Ontology annotation, biological process: transcription by RNA polymerase III; transcription preinitiation complex assembly; DNA-templated transcription initiation. The transcript has 18 exons. The record is from RefSeq and is a predicted model, not a curated record. The coding region runs from base 1987 to 4032 and encodes 681 amino acids. Lineage: Eukaryota; Metazoa; Chordata; Mammalia; Dasyuromorphia; Dasyuridae.
AGCUCAUUCUUAAAGUUCUUUAUUCCAUUUUACUUUCAGUUCCAAAGUUUCUUUCUCCUUCCAUUUCCUCACCCACUUGAGAAGGCAAGAAAAUAGAAAUCCAAUUACAAAUAUACAAUUAUACAUUAAAAAAAAAUUUGUAUUAGUCAUGGUCUUUUUUAAAAAGCAAGAAAAAAAUUUAAAAAUAGGCUUCAGUUUGUGCUCAGUUUGUUAUCUGGAGGUAGAUUGCAUUUUUCAUCAUAAUCCAAGUUCCCAGACCCAUUGACACAGGACUCUCAUGUCAUUGGUAGAGAUCAAUGCCUUCAGUUUAUCUCAGAGUCAGAAAGCAGUUGGGUAGAACAGGAGAAGGGAGGAGAGAUCUUAAGUCUUUUUGCAGUUGUUUUUCUUGGGCAAUUGCUUCAGAAACUUCUGACUUCCAAAUCUAGAGAAAAAAUGAAAAUUGCCAAGCCUGCUUUAGGUCACUUAUGGAAUCCUGGGAAGAAGAUGGCAGUCUCUGUCAUAUGCCUGUCCCUAGUUUUCCUCAUUAGACUUGAUCUUUUUCCCUUCUACUUCCUCUCUUCUGUUCUUUCUCCCUGAGUCAGACUCCUCUCCUCUCCUCUCAUUUUUCUCUCUCCUCCUUACCUUCUUUUCCCACCCCCCCCUUCCUUAAGUUUAGAUUCAGUUGUUCCCAAUGGCAGAGCUUCUUUGCACUGCAUUGUCUAGUAUAUAUUGUUUUAUUAUACUUUCUUUGGCUUCUAUUUUGCCUAUUUGGAUAAAUGGGAUUCUUGGCUAAGUUUUAUGUAAGAUAUCAAACUGGGAAUUGGUGGGAAGGGAUCAAAUUGCUGGUUGUUUUGUGUCUUUCCACGUAGUGAACAGUGAUUGUACAUAAACAUCCUAUUCUUUAGAUGAGUGCUAUUUAAGUGAGCAGGAAGAUAUAAUUCUAAUCAGGGAUCCAUCCCUCUCUCUGGCCCCAAACCUCCAACUCCCUUGGAGAAAGGGUGUGAUGAGAAAAGACUUAAGAGACAUUUAUUCUGUUCUCCAGCCAUACAAUGCCUCCUUAUUAUCCCCACCCCCAAGCUCUAUCUCUUGGAAUUGUGGUGGGAUAUUGUGCUGAUAAGAGUUGCUAAGUCUCUCAUAGUUAUUUUUACAUUUUUGUUUUAAUUGUGUAAAUUAUUCUAUUUCUCACUUCACUUUUGCAUCAGUUCAGAUAAAUCUUCCCAGAUGAAACUAUCUCUCACUUUUUUUUAAACAGCACGAUAGUAUUUUAUCUCACUCAAAAGCUAUAACUUGGUAUAAUAUGCCUUGCCAUGUGGUGCUCAGAACAAUCCCAUAAAGUGAGGUGCUUUUAUAUCCGCUUUAGAGGAAUUUCUCCUUGGUGUUUCCUUCGAAAUUCUUGUUGCUCUCAAAUGAUUUUAACUGGCUCCGUAUUUGCAUCCGUCAGCACAUCAAAGCAUGUAUGCUUAACGCUCUGGUGAACAUUUGAGCAGAACUGUGGAGAAGGGGAAGAGGAGGAGGAGACAGACUGAGCAGACAAGAAAGCGCGUCCUCAGUGGUAUCCUCCCCUUUAACUCUGUCUCCCUGGAGCAGGAUCGAGUCAGGCUCCUACUGGUUUACGACGCUAGGCGGCCAGCCAGGCUUGGAAGUACCAAGAACCUUAUUCGAACCUCGCAGCUUAAUCGUUGAGGCCCUUUCUUCGCCUCUCUUGUCUUGGAGCAGUGAGCGUCGCUGGCAGUUAGUGACAGUUCAGAAGGCGGUUCGCAUCUCCUAGCUGCCGCCACUCCGCCUCUGAGAGCCGAAAGGGAGGGGAGGAGAGAGGAAGAUAGAGGGGGCGGGACCGUUUGGCAGCAUCGCGAGAGGAGAAAGAGGCCCAAACGGGAGUUGGAUUCCAGGACAUUGGAGCGAUUCGCAUCUGCAGCUGCCGGUCUCUAAACUGGGACGCUGAACAGUUACUUGAUCUGGGAAGAGACCCACUUGGAUUUUAGUGGCUGAGGGUCUGUGGGUGUCAAAAUGACGGGCCGCGUGUGCCGGAGUUGCGGCGGCACGGACAUAGAACUAGACCCAGGCCGCGGCGAUGCGGUAUGCACGGGCUGUGGUUCCGUGCUGGAGGACAACAUCAUCGUAUCCGAGGUGCAGUUCGUGGAGAAUAGUGGCGGCGGCUCCUCCGCAGUGGGGCAGUUCGUCUCCCUGGACGGUGCAGGCAAAAUUCCAUCAGUAGGAGGAAGCUUCCAUGUAAACUUGGGAAAGGAAUCCAGAGCUCAGACUCUUCAGAAUGGCAAACGUCAGAUUCAUCACUUAGGAAAUCAGUUACAACUAAAUCAACAUUGCCUUGAUACAGCAUUUAACUUCUUCAAGAUGGCCGUGAGCAAGCAUCUUACACGUGGAAGAAAAAUGGCACAUGUGAUUGCUGCAUGUCUUUACUUGGUUUGUCGCACUGAAGGAACACCUCAUAUGUUACUUGACCUCAGUGACCUUCUACAGGUGAAUGUUUAUGUGCUGGGGAAAACAUUUCUUCUUUUGGCCAGAGAACUCUGCAUCAAUGCUCCAGCAAUAGAUCCAUGUCUAUACAUUCCUCGCUUUGCACACAUGCUGGAGUUUGGAGAAAAGAACCAUGAAGUGUCCAUGACAGCCCUGAGACUGCUUCAGAGGAUGAAGAGAGAUUGGAUGCACACAGGGCGCCGACCCUCAGGCCUCUGUGGAGCAGCACUUCUAGUUGCAGCAAGAAUGCAUGAUUUCCGAAGGACUGUUAAAGAGGUUAUCCGAGUGGUUAAAGUUUGUGAAUCCACAUUAAGGAAGAGGCUAACAGAAUUUGAGGAUACACCUACCAGUCAGCUGACCAUAGAUGAAUUCAUGAAGAUUGAUUUGGAAGGUGAAUGUGAUCCACCUUCUUUCACAGCUGGGCAAAGAAAGUUAAAGAUAAAGCAGCUGGAACAGGCCUUAUCAAAAGAACUUGAGGAUGUGGAAGGUGAAAUAUCGAGCUACCAAGAUGAGAUAGAGAUUGAAUUAGAAAAUAGUAGGCCAAAGGUGAAAGGAGCACUUGCACAUUUCACUAAAGAUGAUUCCAUAGAUGACAAUACUUGCAGCAUAUUUGGAGAAGAAGAGGCAGAAGAUGAAGAACUAGAAGCAGCUGCAAAUCAUUUAAAUAAAGACUUUUAUAAGGAACUUCUUGAUAGAAACAGAUUGAGCAAUGAUGAUGAUCUAAGUUGUGGAAAUGGAACCAUAGAUCCAAUUAAACCACCAGCUUUAGAAACUUUACUUGGUCCUCUGCCUACGGCAGCCAGUUUGGGAAUCACUGAAUCCAUCAGAGAAUGUAUUUCACCACAGAACAGAGAGCCCAAUGAAAAUUCAGGCGAUGGUGAAUUAGAUCUUAAUGGAAUUGAUGACAGUGAAAUCGAUAGGUAUAUUCUCAAUGAAAAUGAAGCACAAAUCAAAGCUGAACUGUGGAUGAAAGAACAUGCUGACUAUGUAAAAGAACAAAAGGAAAAAGAAGCAAGGAUAGCAAAAGAGAAGGAACUUGGCAUUUAUAAGGAACACAAGCCAAAGAAGUCCUCCAAAAAACGGGAGCCAAUUCAGGCCAGCACUGCAGGAGAAGCCAUUGAAAAGAUGUUGGAACAAAAGAAAAUCUCAAGUAAAAUUAAUUACAAUGUACUAAGGGACUUGAAUAGCAAAGGAACUAUGACCCCUAAGAGGGAAAAUGAGCCACCUAAUGACAGCAGCAGCACCAAGAAGUUGGCACGCAGAAAAUGUCCUGCAAGUAGAACUCUAACAGAUCCUCUGAACAGCAGCAUGGGAAAAAGAUUGAGACCAUUGGUUUCUACACAACCAGCUAAAAAGGUUUCAACAAGAGAGGUAUCACUUCUCAAUUCACAGACACAGAUUGUAGACCUUGUAAAGCCUCCAAAUAUUGUGGUUGAAAGUGGACCAGUACUAUAUAAUCAUGAUGAUGAUGUUGAAGAAGAAGAGAUAGAAGAAGAAGAGGAUCAUUGCAUGAGUGCCCUUCAAUUAAUGGGAGGAAAUGAUUAUGGCUGUGACUUGGAUGAUGAUGAUGGCUACUAGACUUAAGCUUUUAAAGGACUUGUAACCACAUCUUGUUAUUGGACAUAUCUUUUGAUCGUGCAAAUGGUGAAAGGAGUUUCUAGAUUACUCCAUGUUCAUGAACAGUCUAGACAUUUUUACAAGAUAAUUUUAGUUUAUUUUGUGUUUAAUCAGUUUAUAUCAACUCAUCAUUCAGAGAAAAAGUUUGGGCUUUGUCAUACUUUAAUUUUUGGAUCAUGUUUUGAGAAAUGUAAGGAAUAUUUCUAUUCAGCAAGCAAAGACAGUCUGUGUCUCUCUGAGGUAGAAGCAUGGGUUUUGCCUUCUUCCUGGCUCCACCUUUGGUAGCCCAGGUCCUGCUGCUGCCACUGUCAAGAAAUUUGACUCAGAGUGUCUGAAAUGUAAAAUAUUUAUCCAGAUGUUUGGACUUAACAAGAAUAUAAUCUUGUUGCUGAAAAUAAAACUUUGUACAUCAAUA